UAUCACAAUAUCAUUAAAUAACAACAGUAUGUAUUAUUUGGGAAAUACAAUUCAAUAGAGAGAUUCUAUACAAAAAGUAGUAUUAACCUUAAAAUCUUGUUAAGAAUACUUCAGCCAAUAAAAUUACGAGCAUUACGGGGAAAUGGAUCUUAAGGUUUAGAAUGCAAUAGAAGAUGUUCAACGUUUAGAUGUAGUAAAAAUGAAGAAGUCCAUUACAAAGAAGAUGUCAACUAAGUAACAAUUAAGUGAUAUCUUGUUUCUAGAUCGAUUCGAAUAUUGUCAAAUAAAUUACGAAUAGCAUUACAUAUGUUGGAGGGUGAUUGGAUUAGCAAGAAUAAUACAUCAUUCCAAUAUAAAUGGGCAUCAAUUAAAAUGAAAAAUAUAUAGCAGUAGAAAUGUUUCGUAUUUUAGAGUAAUGAACAUGGACAUGAAGAAGUUGGAUAAAAAAUCACUUGAGUUAUUGAUCUGUAGGAUAUGUGAAAAAAAAGUACAAGCUUUUGAAAUGAAAAAUCAUUGUGAGGAAUGUCAAUAAUCUGCUGAGGCAAAGAAACGAAUAUUAGAAUUGAAUUUGGAAAUGGCAAAUCUUUGCGAAGCAGCCUAUUAAGAGAAGAGAAAUGCUUAAGUUAAACAAGCGUUAAUAAAGUAAGAUUUGAUAAUAGUUAGUAAAAAUAAGAAAGUAUAAAAAAAUAAUAAUAAAUUCAGAAGAACCUAAACAUUCAAUAUGGAUGAACAAGAGAACGAAUAAGAGUUAAUCAAUAUCAAUAAUGCUAUGACUAUAAUUAUUAAUUAUGCUGAUAAAAUAGUGAAUUAAUCUAAUGAUGAUCCUAAGUGUAAGAAUUAUCUGACUAAAUAGAAAAUCUGGUCAUCCUUAAUGAUCUGUCGAAUGCAGGCAAUUACAUAGAGAGUAAUGAAGCUAAGACCAUCAUAACACGUGCUCAUAAGAGCAUCCUAGAUCGAAUGGAAUAUUUCAAGAAACAGGAAGGUCAUCAUUAACAAUAUGACAUGACUCUCCAAUUAACCAAAAUUUAAGCUAUGAAAAAGUCCUUUGCCAAACAAAACUCACUCUCCUUUCGCUAAUCAAAGUUUUCUUAAGUUUCUCAAUCUCCAAGAAAUCGUGUUGUUGAUCCCAUAUUUGAACAGGAAGAAGGAGAAAGACAGAAUCAACCAGUCAUUCCUAGAAGAAGAGAAUUCAAAAUGAAUACUUCAAUCUUUAAGGUGAAUGAAGGUUGUGACAGUCCAAGAAUUUCUAAUAAACCAUAUACAGCAGGUUUCAUAAAUGAUCAUACAGAUUCCGACAGUGUGAAAUAGCCAUUCUCUUAUGAUUCUGAUGUUGGAGACAAUAAAGCACCCUCUAUAAAAGAAGAACAUAGCAAUUCAUCCUUAGAUGAAGAGUCUAGCAAAUCUAAUGCAUCAAAUCCUCUGAGAAGAUAACUCAAAAUUCAAUAGAAGAAGAGAGUCUCUAAUUUCCACUCCCAAGACUUUUAAUAAGCCAGUACUCCAACAUCUUCUUCUUAAUAAUAAGUUUCAAUACCUAAAAAAAGUAAAUUCAGCAGUAAUGCUUCGAAUAAUAGUCCUCAGCUGAUUUAGGAAUAGAUUGAUCCUGUUCACACUGACAAGGGGUAUCACUCUGAUUCCGACAUGAUCAAGACCAAUUCUUCAGUAUCAAUUGAGUAGAAGAAUGUUGGCAUUAAGGAUUUUGAAUUCAUUAAACCUUUGGGUAAGGGAGCCUAUGGAUGGGUUUUCUAAGUGAAAAAGAAAGGGUCUGGAGAUAUGUAUGCUUUAAAGAUUAUUGAUUGUGCUUAGCGAGUAUUAAUUAAAUCAUAACCAAUAGAAUUUAGAGGCUUUCUUAGAGUAAUUGAAGGCAGAGAGAAACAUAUUUGAAAUCCUUAAUAGUCAUUUCGUUGUGAAGGCAUACUUCUCAUUUGUACAUGAGCAUUACUUAUGUUUUGUCUAAGAAUAUAUGGUCGGUGGUGAUUUGGCUAGUAUUUUGAAGACAUACACAGCGUUGGAUGAAUUUUAUGUGAGACAUUAUAUGGCUGAAAUAGUAUUGGCAUUGGAAUAUUUGAGGAAUUAGAAUAUAGUACAUAGAGAUUUAAAACCAGAAAACAUUUUAUUGGAUUCAUAAGGACAUGCCAAAUUGGCUGACUUUGGAUUAUCAGAGAAGGGUUUGAAUAGCAGAUUAAAAAUGAAAAGAGAAGGUUAAGUGUUGCCUGACUGUAUCUCUUAGUAGGUUAAUGAUUCAUCAGAAUUUUAUGAGCACAUCAAAAAGGCUGAGUCCAUUUUCAUUGAAUCUAAGAACAGUAGUAAUAAAAAGUAUUGACAUAUCAUUUUUAAUGUAGGAUUAUUGGCACUCCUGAUUAUAUAGCACCUGAAAUUAUCCAAGGUGUGUCAGUAACUAAUUAUUCAGCAGAUUAUUGGAGUUUGGGUGUUAUCAUGUAUGAAAUGCUCUGUGGAGUUGCACCUUUUAAUGAUGACACUGUGGAGAAGAUAUUUGAGAACAUUCUCAAUUUAAGGAUUGAAUGGCCCAAAUUGGGAGAUGAUGGAGAAGAAUGCAUUUCUUAUGACUCCUAUGAUCUUCUUACUCGGCUCUUAGAAUAAGAUUACAAGAAGAGGAUUGGCCAUGUCUCCAUUGAUGAAAUUAAGUAGCACAAGUUCUUUAAAGGUUCUUAAUUCCUUUAUUGUUAUUUCAUAGGCAUUGAAUGGAAUACAUUACUUAACAAGCCUGGUGUUAUUAUACCCGAUUUGGAUUAAUCUUCAAGAGACACUGAGAAAAUGGAGUAGUUCUUAGUUAAACUAACUAAACCAACCAAGGAUUAGGAACAUAAGAAAUUGACCCAGUAGCUCAAGAAUCAAUUGUAGAAUUUAGAACGCAUAGAUCUAUUGAAACAAAGAAGUGUACAGGAGGCAGAGGAAUAUAUGUAUGUUGUUGUAUUAUCGAUUUCUUUUAGAUAGACGAUUGAAAGAGAAUAAAGUUUUAUGCAAAAAUAGAUUGAUUAACUUACUUAAUUUACUGCAAAGCUAUAUUCUUCACAUAUGAAAAAUAAAUGA
This is a messenger RNA of Paramecium octaurelia, 3048 nucleotides long. NCBI's taxonomy places the organism in Eukaryota, Ciliophora, Oligohymenophorea, Peniculida, Parameciidae. The record is from the annotation of a GenBank genome assembly.